This is a messenger RNA of Achroia grisella, 2082 nucleotides long. RefSeq lists its product as uncharacterized. The transcript is spliced from 16 exons. Gene Ontology annotation, biological process: embryo development; regulation of transcription by RNA polymerase II; embryonic pattern specification. The record is from RefSeq and is a predicted model, not a curated record. Gene Ontology annotation, cellular component: nucleus. Gene Ontology annotation, molecular function: RNA polymerase II transcription regulatory region sequence-specific DNA binding; DNA-binding transcription factor activity, RNA polymerase II-specific. Lineage: Eukaryota; Metazoa; Arthropoda; Insecta; Lepidoptera; Pyralidae. Bases 37 to 1998 code for a protein of 653 amino acids.
UUUGUUACAAAAAAUAAUUGAAUAUUGCAAAAAUAAAUGAUGUUUUCCGACGAGGAAAUAAAAGAAAUACCAGAGAGCACUUUCAUGAGACCGGGCGACGAGAUAAUAAGCAUCCGCGAAGUGUGUCUGAGUGACAAGUUUGACAAAAAGGAUUUGGGAUAUCGUAACGAGCCACUUCUGUCUACUACUGCCACAAGUGAUUUGGAUGUUUCCCGUUCUCUCUUCCGCGAUGGUUUCUUUCCGGAGAAUACGGCGAGAUUUGCAUGGACUGAAGAAGAUGGAAUUAUUGCCUCUUUCGUGUCUGGACCACCGUUUAGCCUCGAACAGGCCAAUUUCUCAAAACACUUAGAAAAGGAGUUGAAGAAUGAUAUAAAGAUGGAAGCUGAUACGUCGAGUUCAUUUCAAACCACCAAUCGUAACGGCAUAACGUUCGCUAAGAAACCCGGUAGUGAUCCCCAGCUUGUUACUUCUACGACCCCAGCUAAUUCAGGAACCGAUCGUGGCAAAAACGGUCAAGGUCCAUUUAAGGUGGACAAGGCAGAUCCUCGCUCCAGAUUUCAUUUUGUCAAGUACGUGAAGAGACACGGUCGUACUGUCAAGUUGUGGGAGUGUGGAAUGUGUAGUCGAGAGUUUCAACACCAGUAUACUCUAAUGCGUCACCUUCCAACGCAUACUGACGAGAGGAACUUCCACUGCAGCGCCUGUGGCAAGAGUUUCCGUCAACUGUCCACCCUCAGUCAGCAUCGUGCCAUACAUUCUGCUGAAAGACCUUAUGCUUGUGAGGUAUGCAAUAAGACUUUCAAUCGAGUCUCUACCCUCAUCUCUCAUCGCAAGACUCAUUCUGAUGAAAAACCCUACAGGUGUCAUAUUUGUCCUAAAGGCUUCCACCAGAAAGGAAACUUGCGCAAUCAUCUAUUCACUCACACCAACGCACGGCCGUAUCGUUGUAACAUCUGCCUUAAAGGAUUCAACCAGCAAUCAAAUCUUGUUUGCCACAAAAAUAAGGCACAUCCUGAUGAUGACUGCUUCACCAUUGCUCCUCAAAAUAGAAGUGCUACAUAUCCCCCGCCCUUGAAUACCGAGAAUCAGUCGGAUUCUACUAGAUCACCACCUGACCAAUGUGAAGUCACUUCCUCUGUAGGCCCUUAUUUACCGGCAGUCGGAGGUCCGUCCACUUCCACAUGGAAACCUUGGGAAUUUUCCAAACCUCUGUCUGAAUCUGGUGAUGUUUGGAAUGAUGCUGCAUGGAGUUCUACAGGCAAUGGUGUGAUUGUGGAUCCUAUAAAAACGUAUCAUAUGGGAGUUGCUCUAGCCACCAGGCAAACACCAUUUGCUUUACUCAAACCUGAAAACAGCACUCCGGUUUUGGUUAAAGUGAUUGAUACGAAGCUUCCUGGUGGGAAACAGAUGUUGGUACCGGCUACAGCGAAGGAUUUAAGGGUCGGUGGAAAAAUAGUACUGAAUAAUGAAGAUAAUUCCUCAGUAAAGGAAGGAGAUACCACAGUUGAUCCAGAAGUAGCUGGUGCUGUGCAAAUAAGAGUUCCGGUGGUCGCGACAGUGGUACCCAGGUUCCAAUCUGGUGGUAGACUGCAUCUCGCCGUCGAGGAGCCACAUCACGCAUACCACACCGCUCUUUCUACUGACGUAGGUCCAGUGAAACUAGAACCGUGUACAGGUGAAGCCGACUUUUCAAUCUCAGCAUCCUCCAGUGCAUUGACAGACUUGGAUCCACUCCGGACGACCGCCCCAUCUGUUGAUUUCCACGAUUCAGUACUAAAAUCAGGUGUAAGGAUAUCGUCUAGCUGUGCCCUGCCGCCGCCAGCUCCGUCCCCGCCCCUCGACCUCAUUUCCAUGGAUCUGUUUGAACCCAUGGAGUGUAUACCGAUGGGACCGCAAAUAACUGCCGUGGACAUUGUAGAACACCCGCCUCCGUCUGAUGACUCCGACAUAUUCAUUGGAGAAUUUGAAGACAGUAUCGCGCUAUCGGAUUCAGAUUGAAUUUUAUUUUAAAAGUUUAUUUAUAUUGUUUAUUUUAUUUUUUUGGUUUGAAAAUGUUUGAAGAAUUACCGGUUCGAUUUUAGU